AUGUCGUGCCGUUCCUUCCAGGUGGGCUCCAGGUGUGGCAGUCGGAGUUUCAGCUCGUGCUCGGCUGUCAUGCCCCGGAUGGUCACUCACUAUGAAGUGAGCAAAGGGCCAUGCCGAACUGGGGGCGGCGGGGCCCUCCGAGCCCUGGGCUGCCUUGGCUCUAGAAGCCUGUGCAAUGUAGGCUUUGGGAGGCCACGGGUUGCCUCCAGAUGUGGCCUGCCUGGCUUUGGGUACCGAGCAGGGGCCACCAGUGGACCACCGGCCUGCAUCACCCCUGUCACCAUCAAUGAGAGCCUGCUGGUCCCCCUGGACCUGGAGAUCGACCCAACAGUGCAGAGGGUGAAGAGGGAUGAGAAGGAACAGAUCAAAUGCCUCAAUAACCGCUUUGCAUCCUUCAUCAACAAGGUGCGCUUCCUGGAGCAGAAGAACAAGCUGCUGGAGACCAAGUGGAACUUCAUGCAGCAGCAGCGGGGUUGCCAGAGCACCAUGGAGCCGCUCUUUGAGGGCUACAUCUGUGCCCUGCGAAGGCAGCUGGACUGCGUGUCUGGGGAACACGGGAAGUUGGAGGCGGAGCUCUGCAGCCUCCAGGAGGCACUGGAUGGCUACAAGAAAAAGUAUGAAGAGGAGCUUGCCCUGCGCCCCUGCGCUGAGAAUGAAUUUGUCACCUUGAAAAAGGAUGUGGACACAGCCUUCCUGGUGAAAGCCGACCUGGAAACCAACGUGGAGGCUCUAGAACAUGAGAUUGAGUUCCUGAAAGCCCUGUUUGAGGAGGAGAUCACCCUGCUGCAGUCUCAGAUCUCCGAGACCUCCGUCAUCGUGAAGAUGGACAACAGCCGGGACCUGGACGUGGACGGCAUCGUGGCUGAGAUCAAGGCUCAGUAUGAUGACAUCGCGAGCCGCAGCAAAGCGGAGGCGGAGGCCUGGUACCAGUGCCGGUAUGAGGAGCUGAGGCUGACAGCCGGGAGCCACUGUGACAACCUCCGCAAUCGCAAGAACGAGAUCCUGGAAAUGAACAAGCUGAUCCAGCGGCUGCAGCAAGACAUCGAGACUGUCAAAGGCCAGCGCUGCAAACUGGAGGGGGCUAUAACCCAGGCAGAGCAGCAGGGCGAGGCGGCCAUCGCUGAUGCCAAGUGCAAGCUGGCGGGGCUGGAGGAGGCCCUGCAGAAGGCCAAGCAGGACAUGGCCUGCCUGCUCAAGGAGUACCAGGAGGUGAUGAACUCCAAGCUGGGCCUGGACAUCGAGAUCGCCACCUACAGGCGCCUGCUGGAGGGCGAGGAGCACAGGCUGUGUGAAGGCAUCGGACCUGUGAACAUAUCCGUCAGCAGCUCCAAAGGCGCCGUCCUGUACGAGCCCUGUGUGGUGGGCACACCUCUGCUGAGGAGCGAGUACUGCCAAGCGGCCACAGGCGUCCUCAGAAGCAGCGGGGGCUGCAGUGUCGUGGGCACUGGCGAGCUCUACGUCCCCUGUGAGUCCCAGGGGCUCCUGUCCUGUGGCAGUGGGCGAAGCGCCAGCAUGAAGCUGGGGGCCGGGAGCAACUCCUGUAGCCACUAG
Messenger RNA from Jaculus jaculus (lesser Egyptian jerboa), 1551 nucleotides. It is a transcript of the gene Krt82, whose product is annotated as keratin 82. NCBI's taxonomy places the organism in Eukaryota, Metazoa, Chordata, Mammalia, Rodentia, Dipodidae. Gene Ontology annotation, biological process: keratinization; intermediate filament organization. Gene Ontology annotation, molecular function: structural constituent of skin epidermis. Gene Ontology annotation, cellular component: keratin filament. The coding region runs from base 1 to 1551 and encodes 516 amino acids. The transcript is spliced from 9 exons. The record is from RefSeq and is a predicted model, not a curated record.